AUGGCCCCUCUCUGCCGCUGGGGCCUGCCCGCCGCGCUCCUGGCUCUGCUCCUCUGCCCAGGGGCUGGGGUGGCGGCGUUCGACGUAUACGCGUCGCCGGAGCAGCUGGUGGUGAGGCACGGGGCGUCCUCGGAGAUCAACUGCAGCACCAGCUGCCUGCAGCCGACCAUCGGCGGCUUGGAGACCACCAUGAGCAAGGUCCUGCUGGACAAGCAGCCUCAGUGGGAGCGGUACAGGGUCUCCAACUUCUCCACGGACACGAUCGUCUACUGCCACUUCACCUGCUCCGGGAAGCAGAUGCUUAGGAACAUCAGCGUCACCGUGUUCCACCCCCCGGAGCAAGUGCUGCUGAAGCUGCAGCCCACGUGGGUGACGGUGGGCAGAGCCUUCACCAUGGAGUGCCGGGUGCCUGCCGUGGCCCCCCUUGAGGACCUCACCCUCACCCUGCUGCGUGGCCAGGAGCCCCUGCACACAAAGACCUUUGGGGGGGCCACGGCCGCCCCACAGGAAGCCAGCGUCACCCACAACAGCACGGCUCACAAGGACGACGGUCGCCACAACUUCUCCUGCCGGGCGGAGCUGGACCUGCGGCCUCGCGGUGGGGUCAUCAUCCGGAGAACCUCGGAGCCCCAGGCGCUGGAGAUCCACGAGCCGAUGCCGGACAACCAGAUGGUCAUCAUCAUCGCGGUGGUGUCGGUGCUGCUGCUCCUGUUUGUGGCGUCCGUCCUGCUGUGCUUUGUCUUCGGCCAGCAGUGGCACCAGCGGCGGAGAGGCAAUUACGGGGUGCAGGCAGCCUGGCGGAGACUGAGGCGCUCCUUCCGGGCGUAG
Pipistrellus nathusii (Nathusius's pipistrelle) is the source of this 828-nucleotide messenger RNA. NCBI's taxonomy places the organism in Eukaryota, Metazoa, Chordata, Mammalia, Chiroptera, Vespertilionidae. The record is from the annotation of a GenBank genome assembly.